This is a messenger RNA of Alligator sinensis (Chinese alligator), 1372 nucleotides long. Its product is annotated as olfactory receptor 52R1-like. Gene Ontology annotation, cellular component: membrane. NCBI's taxonomy places the organism in Eukaryota, Metazoa, Chordata, Crocodylia, Alligatoridae. Gene Ontology annotation, molecular function: G protein-coupled receptor activity; olfactory receptor activity. The transcript has a single exon. Gene Ontology annotation, biological process: G protein-coupled receptor signaling pathway. Bases 23 to 997 code for a protein of 324 amino acids. The record is from RefSeq and is a predicted model, not a curated record.
AGGUGAUGGUUGUUGCCAGGGAAUGAGAGCCCUUUCAGCCCAGACUGGAGACGAAUGGCCUGUCAAGUCAAUGCUGAAUGCCAGUACUCCCUUCCACCCUGCUGCCUUCCUCCUGGUUGGGAUCCCGGGCCUGGAGGCCACCCAGUUCUGGAUCGCCUUCCCUUUCUGCAUCAUGUAUGUCAUUGCCAUGGUGGGAAAUGUCAUUGUCUCCUUCAUUAUAAAGACUGAGCCGAGCUUGCAUGAGCCCAUGUACCUUUUCCUGGCCAUGCUGGCCAUCACUGACCUGGUCCUCACCACUUCCACCGUACCCAAAAUGCUGGGCGUCUUCUGGCUGGACUCCAGGGAGAUUGGUUUCCAUGCCUGCCUCGCUCAGAUGUUCUUUAUUCACACCUUCUCAUCGGUGGAGUCGGGCGUUCUCAUGGCCAUGGCGCUGGACCCUCACCCCCCCCGGCACUCCAGCAUCCUCUCCAUCCCCAUGACCAAGAAAAUAGGCAGCCUAGUGCUGACACGUGGGGUCCUCUUGAUAAGCCCCUUCUGCAUCCUCGCCAGCCGGCUUCCCUUCUGCGGGCAUCGCCUCAUCUCCCACUCGUACUGCGAGCACAUGGCUGUGGUGAAGCUGGUGUGUGGAGACGCCAGAGCCAACAUUGUAUAUGGCCUAGUUGCGGCUUUUGUGGUGGUGGGCUUUGAUGUGCUCGUGAUCUCUGUGUCCUAUUUCAUGAUCCUGCGGACGGUCAUGAGGCUCCCAUCCACCGAGGCCCGUCUCAAAGCCGUCAGCACCUGCGCUUCCCACACCUGCAUCCUCUUGGCGUUCUACAUCCCCGGCCUCUUCACCUUUCUCACCCACCGAUUUGGCCACCACAUCCCGCACCACGUUCACAUCAUGGUGGCCAAUCUCUACCUCCUGGUGCCCCCAAUGCUGAACCCUAUCGUGUAUGGGGUUAGAACCAAGGAGAUCCGGGACAGAGUGAACCAUCUGUUCCACCCAAAAGGGGUCUGAGCCAGGCUGGUGGGGGAAGGGGCGGGGGGGUUGACAAAUGGCAUCUUAGUGUCAUUUGUUACCAGGGUCAUUUGUUUCAUGGAGCACUUUAAAACUGCCCUGCCCUGCAUAAGAACGAACUUCCGCUGGGUCAGACCAUUGCCCAUCUAGCUCAGUGGCAGAGUUUGCAUGUGGAAGGGGAUUCUAAAUAGGGCAUAUCCAGAGUUUUCACUCUGUGCCCCUGUCCCAUUGCAAAGGUUUGGAUAUUUGUAUUCAGAGUACACACCCCCAUCUCAUAUUUAGUACCAGGAACUGGUCAAUCAGAAUUUGCAACUUCACAGAGCAGUGAGUUUGACACAUUGAUGUGAAGAAUAAACUCAUCUUGCUAGUAUUAAA